Molecule: messenger RNA, 1592 nt
Organism: Mesocricetus auratus (golden hamster)
Lineage: Eukaryota; Metazoa; Chordata; Mammalia; Rodentia; Cricetidae
Gene: Snupn
Product: snurportin 1
Exons: 9
Coding region: 278-1351 (357 amino acids)
Biological process (GO): protein import into nucleus; snRNA import into nucleus
Cellular component (GO): nucleus; cytoplasm
Molecular function (GO): nuclear import signal receptor activity; protein binding
Source: RefSeq, a predicted model, not a curated record
UUUGCUUCUUCCAGCGUAGCUGUAGCUUCCCCCGACGGCCCGGGACUCCUGGUCUCCAUUCGCUACCUGGAGAGGCCAGUCGAUCUAUAGUGUCGCGUUUGGCCAUGUUUCUGCCGUUGUGUGCCGGGCAGUCUGACCAGGACUCGUGAGGAACAUUAUUGUAUGGCCUGGCGAGCGAGAGACAGAUGAACCCAUCAUCCAUCACUAAGAGGAGACAGUCGGGGAUAGCGACGGGGAGGACGGCAAAGUCUACGGCUGGGAAAGAGGCUUCGAGAAGAUGGAAGAACUGAGUCAAGCCCUAGCUGGUAGCUUUUCUGUGUCUCAAGAACUGAAUAGCACAGCUGCCCCACACCCUCGCCUAUCCCAGUACAAGUCCAAGUACUGUUCCUUGGAACAAAGUGAGCGGCGCCGCCAGUUGCUAGAACUACAGAAAUCCAAGCGGUUGGAUUAUGUGAACCAUGCCAGAAGACUGGCUGAAGAUGACUGGACAGGGAUGGAGAGUGGGGAAGAAGAUAAGAAAGAUGAAGAAGAAAUGGACAUUGACCCUGGCAAGAAGCUACCAAAACGCUAUGCUAAUCAAUUGAUGCUUUCUGAGUGGUUAAUUGAUGUCCCUUCAGAUCUGGGGCAAGAAUGGAUUGUGGUUGUGUGUCCUGUUGGGAAAAGAGCUCUUAUCGUAGCCUCCAGGGGUUCAACCAGUGCCUACACCAAGAGUGGCUACUGUGUCAAUAGGUUUUCAUCCCUUCUGCCAGGGGGCAACAGGAGAAACUCAACAACAGCCAAAGACUACACCAUUCUGGACUGCAUUUACAGUGAGGUGAACCAGACCUACUAUGUCUUGGAUGUGAUGUGCUGGCGUGGACACCCUGUUUAUGACUGUCAGACCGAUUUCCGAUUCUACUGGAUGCACUCAAAGUUACCAGAAGAAGAAGGACUUGGAGAGAAAACCAAGAUUAAUCCUUUUAAAUUUGUGGGGUUAAAGAAUUUCCCGUGUACCCCUGAGAGCCUGUGUAAGGUGCUGUCUAUGGAUUUUCCUUUUGAGGUAGAUGGACUUCUCUUCUACCAUAAACAGACACACUAUAGCCCUGGGAGUACUCCCUUAGUGGGCUGGCUGCGCCCCUACAUGGUGUCAGAUAUUCUAGGUGUAGCAGUGCCAGCUGGUCCACUGACCACCAAGCCAGAAUAUGCUGGUCACCAGCUCCAACAGAUUAUUGAGCACAAGAGGAGCCAGGAGGACAUGAAGGAUAAACUCACACACAAGGCUUCUGAGAAUGGACACUAUGAACUGGAGCACCUGUCUACUCCCAAGUUGAAGAGUGCCCCCCACAGCCCUGGGAACCUCAUGGACAACUAAAGAGGACAGCCCACAAAAGACUGGGGAAGAGGACAGUGGGGAUAGCAAUAGGAGACCUUAUUUCAGAGUGCACUUUCCAAACACACCCCACUAGAAACAGCUUGGCCCCUGUAUGGGAUGUUGGCUCGGACUUGGGGUAUGGGUCCCUAUUGGGUAGAGUUGGAAUCCAGAUAGAUUUGAUUAUCUCUUUGCUGUGGUAUGUAUAUCCCAGGUCCACAAUGUAAAUAUAUGCAAUUCUUAA